Molecule: messenger RNA, 1077 nt
Organism: Pogona vitticeps (central bearded dragon)
Lineage: Eukaryota; Metazoa; Chordata; Lepidosauria; Squamata; Agamidae
Source: RefSeq, a predicted model, not a curated record
AUAGUCUUGGUGAUCUGGAAAACAAAUUUGACCAAUUUGUUUCUGCCAAUGAAAGCAUAAUGGAAAUGCUGCCGAGAUUCAGAGCUGAGAUGACAAGUGUCCUCGAAGAUAUAAAGGAUGAAGCUCUGAAACCCCAUGAAAAAGUGUGUCUGAUCCUGGAUUGUCACACGGCUAACAAGUUUCUGGUCCUUUCGGACGAUGAGAAAAGUGCCACGUUCACUGUGGGCACGAAGAGGAAGGUGCCUUCACAUCCAAAGAGAUUUGAUAAAGUGCCCUGCGUAUUAGGGGCAGAGGGAUUCACUAGGGGGAGAUUGUACUGGGAUGUUGAUGUAGAAAAAGGAAAAACAUGGGCAGUUGGAAUUGCGAGGGAAUCUGUGUGCAGAAAGAGACGGGUGAACUUUGAUCCUGAAAAUGGAAUCUGGGCAGUAGGCUUAGAUGAACAAUAUGUGGCAUACACUGGUUCUGAAUCUACUCCCUUGAGCCUGUCCAAACCCCUCAAGACAAUUAGGGUAAAUCUGGAUUAUAUAGCAGGGGAGGUGUCAUUUUCCAAUGCUGAUGGCGACACCUUAAUCUUUACCUUUCCCCCUGCCAAAUUCAGUGGAGAAGAAAUAUAUCCUUGGUUUUGGGUCUUUGAUGGAUGCCUUCGUCUGUGUUGGUCAGAAGAAGAAAAUUAUCCAGACAUGGACUAUUUUGUGUCCACUGGCAUUAUUAAACCUUGGGAAGUUCAUGAGUACAUUGGACAAUUUUGAGUCUAUGACAAAGAUUAGAAAUGUUAAGAUCAAAAGCCUUGUUUGUUCCAGUAAACAGCAAAGAUUUAAAAAAUCAAAUUUUUUAAUAUUUCCAUUUAUAAGAGUUAUGUUAAUCAGCUUAGUACAGUACUUCACAUUCUACUAGUGCUUUAGUUCAGUCAGUUUAGUAGUUCAUAUUGUUUAGCACUCGUGCUUACAAUGUUAGGACCAAGCUAAUACCACAUACCAGCUUCUGAUGGCUGUAUGCGGGACUGUUGUCCUCUUUACAAAAUGAAUCAGGGAAUGCAGAUGGACAAGACCUCAGUGGGGGUGGAUUGUUAAAAUGUUU